AUGUCUCAGAAUGAAACUUCACUAUGGUGGCCCGAGGAGCGCAUCAAAUCCACCCUCGACAAAAAGUACAUCAUCAGUCGUCUGCGGCCGGAGAACAUCCCACGUCUCUUUGAGCUCCCGGACUGGGGCGAGGGCUUGACCAGCGAGACCUACAUGGAAUGGAUCCUCACCAAAGCCGGCCGUGUUUUUAUGAUCCUCGACGCUAUCGGCAUUCCCGAUCGCAUCUUCGCGCUCGUCGACGAGUCGUGCGACGACGAUGAUCUACCCAUCGCCGAGCAUAGUGUCGAUUUACUACACCUCUCUCCGGAUGGAGACGAUGUCGCCUUAGAGACUAGUUUCUUUCAUGCACAGUGGCGAUUCCUGGUCCGUGGUAUAGCGGAGGGAGAACAUGUCGUCUAUACCGAGAAUGAGGGCGUGCCCGUCGAGGCGGUCCGCACCAACACCAGCAGCGGGAUACACGGGCGUGAUGAUACGGUCGACAGAGUAGUUCUCGCCGGCUCUGUCUGUCGAGUCUACAUGCGCACCCAAGUGCAGGUCGGCGGCGCACCGCAUUUCUUCUCCUCUGACGAGGUUCUCGCGGAGAUCCGCAGCUUGAAAAGACUGUCACACGAGCAUCUCGUCUCCGUCUACGCUUCAUAUCUGAAAGACGACAGCGUCUCUGUCCUUUUCACCGGCGCCACGGCAGAUCGGAGCCUACACCGAUUCCUCACCGACGAGCCCCUGGCCUUCAAACGGCUAGAGAAAGAACAACGUCGCCAGAUCUUAAUCACCUGGCCACAUUGCCUUGCCUCGGCAGUCUGCUGGCUGCACGCACGCGGCUACGCCCACGGCGCAAUCCGCCCAUCCAACAUCUUCGUCGACGCAGACUACCACAUCUGCCUCGGCCAGUUCCAAGCCCUCGACUCCCUCCUGACCCCGCCACAUGUCAACGACCUCGAGGCAUACAACUACUCUGCCCCCGAGCGCUGGACUCGUCCCACAGGCCCGGUGAUCCUAAAGCCAGUACAGCCUGCCAAAACCCUCCUUCCCUCAGGAGGACGUACCAAGCGCAGACAAAGGCCAACCCGCCUAACGCUCCCCCCACUGAACGAAAGCCGCGCCGCGUCUCCAAACCACACAAGACCAAACUCCUCCUCCUCAAAAGGAACAGCCAUCCGCAUCGGCCGCCCAGGCUCCCCCUCCCGCUUCUCCUUCGCCUUCUCCUCCUCCUCCUCAUCCUCCGAAGCCUCCUCAGCAGCGUCCUCAACCCACACAGACGCAACCGCCACCUCACCGCAAGCAACCCCCCGCCACCGCAUCUCAUCCUUCUGGGCGCGCCGAACAAAGAACACCCCCUCAAUAAUGUCCACCUCAACCUCCUCCUCCUCCAACACCUCAUCCCUAACAUCCCCAACCUCCCUCCGCCACUCCACAUCCACGCCAUCCCUCCCACAUUCCCACAACCACACCCACCCCCCAAACCCCAACUCCCCAGCCGACAUCUUCUCCCUAGCAGCAACAACCCUCGACAUCCUAACAAUCCUACACAAACGCACCCUCGCCUCCUUCAGCGCCCACCGCAGCGCCCGCAACCGCUCCGCGGGCCGCGGCGGCGGAAUAGCAGACGCCUCGUUCCACCUCGAGCGCAACGCCGUGCAGAUCCAGUCGUGGAUUUCGCGGCUGGAGGGCGACGCGCUGAAACGCUGUCGGCGGGAUCGACGCUCCGAUCGCGCGUUCUGGGCUGUGCCGCGGAUGUUGCUGGUUGUGCGCGCUAUGCUUGAUCUUGAGGGUGCGAGGAGGCCGUUGGCGGGGAGAGUUCGGAAGGGGUUUGCGGAUGCGAUUACGAAGAAGGGGGGUGGGAAUGGUGAUGGGUUGUUGGUUUUGCAUUGUGUUAAGGAGAAACGGGAGGAGGGGGGUCAUAGGGAGACUCAUAGGGACGAGAGUCAUAAAGAGGGGAAUAAUAAUCGGAAGUUGGAGGUUGUUCGGGAAGUGGGGGAGAGUGCUUCUGUUGUGUCUUCGGCUCCGGUGGAGUCGGGAUCUGUUUCGGUUGCGGAAUCGGGUUCGGAAUUUGAUUUCGGGUUUGGUCAUGCUGGGAGUGAGAGUGAGAGUGAAAGUAAUUUUGAGGGAGAUUUUGUUGAUUUUGAUACGAAGGAAGAUGUUUCUGCCAUGCCUGAGCUAUAUCUGCCAGAGUUGGAUAUGAACAUUACUGGGAUAGAAGGUAUGUCGUUUAAAGAUUAG
Molecule: messenger RNA, 2217 nt
Organism: Penicillium psychrosexuale
Lineage: Eukaryota; Fungi; Ascomycota; Eurotiomycetes; Eurotiales; Aspergillaceae
Product: protein kinase domain-containing protein
Exons: 1
Coding region: 1-2217 (738 amino acids)
Biological process (GO): protein phosphorylation
Molecular function (GO): protein kinase activity; ATP binding
Source: RefSeq, a predicted model, not a curated record